Messenger RNA from Grammomys surdaster, 480 nucleotides. Its product is annotated as ubiquitin-conjugating enzyme E2 N-like. The record is from RefSeq and is a predicted model, not a curated record. Gene Ontology annotation, cellular component: nucleus. Lineage: Eukaryota; Metazoa; Chordata; Mammalia; Rodentia; Muridae. The transcript has a single exon. Gene Ontology annotation, biological process: DNA damage tolerance; protein K63-linked ubiquitination. Gene Ontology annotation, molecular function: ubiquitin conjugating enzyme activity. Bases 1 to 480 code for a protein of 159 amino acids.
AUGAUAGAAAACAGAAUGAAAAUUUGGUUGAAUGAAUCAUCAAGAAUCAUCAAGGAAACACUGCAUUUUGCAGAACCAGUUCCUGGCAUUAAAGCAGAACCACAUGAGAGGAAUGCCUGUUAUUUCCAUGUGGUCAUUGCUAACCCCCAAGGUUUCCCCUUUGAGGGAGGAACUUUUAAACUUGAACUUUUCCUUCCAGAAGAAUACCCAAUGGCAGCAACUAAAGUAUGCUUCAUGAUCAAAAUUUAUCAUCCUAAUGUAGACAAUUUGGGAAGAAUAUGUUUAGAUAUUUUGAAAGAUAAGUGGUCCCCAGCACUACAGAUCUGCACAGUUCUGCUGUCAAUCCAGGCUUUGUUAAGUACUCUUAAUCCAGAUGAUUCAUUAGCAAAUGAUGUAGCCGAGCAGUGGAAGACCAAGGAAGCCCAGGCCAUAGAAACAGCGAGAACAUGGGCUAGGCUGUAUGCCAUGAACAAUAUUUAA